AUGGCACAGACCAUGAAUGCUGUUGGUGUGGCAGCUGUGGCCGACAGCUACCAGAUGUUCAAUCCCAAGGCCUACCUGCAGAACAACUACAUGCCGCCUCGUGCCAACUUCACAAGCGAGGAGUUUGUGGUGCCCUGGAAACUCCGUUGCCUGGCAGAUGCCUUUGCCACAGGAGAAAUCUGUGGCCAUACUUUGAUUGAUAUCGGCACAGGCCCCACCAUCUACCAGCUCCUCAGUGCCUGCGACUACUUUGAAGAGAUUGUGGCCACUGACUACUUGGAAGUGAACCGGGCUGAGAUCCACAGCUGGGUGUGUGGCGAAGACCCUGGCAUCUUCGACUGGACCCCUUACAUCCAGCAUGCUUGUAGGAUUGAAGGCAAUGCGGAACCAUGGAAGGAAAAAGAGCAAAAGCUGAAGAAGAAACUCAAGAAGAUCCUUCCCAUUGACGUCCACCAACCCAACCCCCUGGGCUUUUUGCUCAGCCAGCCAGCGGACGCCUUGGUCUCGGCUUUCUGCCUGGAGGCGGUGAGCCCUGACCGCCCCAGCUUCGAUCGAGCCCUUCAGAAUGUCACCACGCUCCUCAAACCUGGAGGCCAUUUCCUCAUGAUUGGGGCGUUGGAAGAGUCCUUCUACUUGGCCGGAGAAGCCAAGCUGUCAGUAGUGCCCAUGAGCGAGGCGGCUGUCAAGGAAUCCUUUGCCAAGUGUGGCUAUUGCGUCCACAGCUUCCGCUCCUACGACAUGCCACCGAGCCUGAAGAUUGGCGUGGACGACGUACAAGGCAUCUUCUUCAUCCAUGCUCAGAAGCCAGCUUGAUUCCAGCUUGCCUAACAGCCCCGUCAUUCCCUUGCCAAAGAAAUAGUACAUUGCAUUGUAUCUAGCUAGAAAUUCAGCUUGCCGGCUGUUAGCGCUAUCUCCGACCCAAGUGUUGCUAUGCUGUGUGUCCUCUAGUUUUGUUUACUUGUUAACUUCGAAUUCAAGCUCACUGCCAAGAAAAGAUGGUCUCAGUAGCCUGAACAAAUCGCUUGCACAGUUCACUCUGCU
This is a messenger RNA of Elgaria multicarinata webbii, 1041 nucleotides long. It is a transcript of the gene PNMT, whose product is annotated as phenylethanolamine N-methyltransferase. The transcript has 4 exons. Gene Ontology annotation, molecular function: phenylethanolamine N-methyltransferase activity. Gene Ontology annotation, cellular component: cytosol. Lineage: Eukaryota; Metazoa; Chordata; Lepidosauria; Squamata; Anguidae. Bases 1 to 813 code for a protein of 270 amino acids. The record is from RefSeq and is a predicted model, not a curated record.